Limulus polyphemus (Atlantic horseshoe crab) is the source of this 1498-nucleotide messenger RNA. Its product is annotated as transcription factor 4-like. The transcript is spliced from 5 exons. Bases 93 to 533 code for a protein of 146 amino acids. Gene Ontology annotation, cellular component: transcription regulator complex. The record is from RefSeq and is a predicted model, not a curated record. Lineage: Eukaryota; Metazoa; Arthropoda; Merostomata; Xiphosura; Limulidae. Gene Ontology annotation, molecular function: DNA-binding transcription factor activity, RNA polymerase II-specific; protein dimerization activity; RNA polymerase II cis-regulatory region sequence-specific DNA binding. Gene Ontology annotation, biological process: regulation of transcription by RNA polymerase II.
CCUGUGUCAAGGUUAAAAAAACCAAGGACAGAGACAAAACUUCUCAUUGUAAUUUGAGUGUCACAUCCCAGGGUCAAGCUAAUUCAAAAGGAAUGGCAGGCACAGACACAAGUGUAAUAACCACAACGGUGACUUCUUCCACCCAUACAAAAGGAACAAAACGCUCCCACUCAAGGAACUCGGCUGAUGAAGAUGAACCUCCUGAAGUUAAAGCUGAAAAAGACAAGGAAAGGAGACAAGCUAACAAUGCAAGAGAAAGAAUUCGAGUUCGAGAUAUCAACGAAGCCUUUAAGGAGCUUGACAGGAUGUGUAUGAUGCACUUAAAGGGAGAAAAAGCCCAGACCAAGCUAAAUGUUUUGCAUCAAGCUGUGGAGGUGAUUACAGCAUUAGAACAACAAGUUAGGGAACGAAACCUCAAUCCCAAGGCAGCCUGUUUAAAAAGAAGAGAAGAAGAAAAAACAGAAGAAGGGUCAAACAUGGUAGCACACAGCCUUCCACCCCAAUCUGAUCUUGAUCCCCUCUCUCACCAAUGACUGGAAUGUACAUCACAGGUUUUAUAAAUUAUGGACCACAGGAAGAUCAGAACAAAAAAAUAUAAUGACAUAUAUGUACAGAACCCUUUCAUAUGAACUUGUUCUGCUUCUUCCACAACUGAACUCAUUUGUUAAACCUAUGGUUGGUAUUCUAGGCAUCUAACACCUUCCAACGAAGCAAGGACUUAAGCUUUAAAUUUGUGUUCAUUACUUCAACUGAGAGACCAAUCCCAUUUCUUUUAUUGUGUACCAGGGAAUUGUAAAGUUCUUAGUUAAUAAUGAGGUUAAGCUAUCAGUACUAAAUGGUAUAAAACCCAAAUGCUCAUAGGUAUAUUUUUUUGGAUGAAUAAAUAUUAAAGGCCAAAAGUUAAUUUUUAGUUUUCACGUUUUUUUUUUAUUAUGAUUUUUUCCCCCCAAUAUCAUAUGUUGGAGUUAGAAGUUUAGUUUAAAAACGUUUAUCUAACAGUAAUCACAUUUGGGAUGAUGAUGUACUCAUUUCAGUAAUUUGUGGAGGGAGCAGAUUUAAACUUUUUUCUUUUUCAUUUGUAAAGUGACCAAAUGUCAUAAAGAAUAAAUCAUGUUUCAUACGAUUGUAAUUUUACACCAGGACUUAAUAGUUGCUUAACUUUUUGUACAUGUACUUAAUUUGAACAAAUGUAUGCACCCUUGGUGGUGGUUUAUAGUUUUUAUUGGUCAUUAGAAUUUCAUUGUUUCAAUUACUCCUGUAAUUUAAUGUUCAGUAUUAAGGUAAGUGUGUGUGUGUGUGUAAAAAAAGAAAGAAAAAAAGAACUCACUUCUGUCUCAGAUUUUGCAUUUACGUUUAGGUUUGAUACACCUUUGGCAGCAAUCAACAUAGGAUACAAAAACCUAAAACCAGUUAUUUUGAGUAAUUUUAUUUAUAUAUUGUUUGAUACCCAUUAAUGCAAGAGGUUGUAGGAAAUAAAGUAUUAUUCUGUGCAAGUUUA